ACUUGGUUGAUUGACUAACUACAUUUUGUAUACAAAAAAGACUAUCUACCUCUAUAAGUUUAUAUGCUAACAGAUCCCUAUUGAUCAUAUCAAAAGCUUUGUGAAAAUCGAUAAAGCACGAAUAUGUUGGCUUAUUUUCUCUUAUUCUUUUUGUUAUAAUUGUAGACAAUACAAAAAUGUGAUCUAAGCAUGAUCUUGAUUUCCGGAACCCAUUUUGUUCUUCCACAAGGAGCUCUUUUUUCUCUAAAUACAACAUGAGCCUCUCAUUAAGUAUUGUAGAAUACAGCUUAUAAACUUUGCUCAUUAGACUAAUCCCUCUAUUUAAAGGCACCCUUGGAUUCUCAUUUUGGGAUUUUGGUAUCGGAUUAAUAAUUGAUUUAAGCCACAUAGAUGGUAUUUUGCCGGAUUGAAAACAUCCUUUAAAUAAAUCACACAAAAUAUCAAAUAGUUUGGGUUUCUAAUAGUUUCUUCCUUUCUAUAUUAUUAUUUAAGCACUUCAGAAACAUAUUUUCUGUUUUACGCAUAGAUUGCCACAAUUUUUUUAACUCUUUGUUCCAAUAAGGUUUCGUAUUAAAUGGCUUUUUUGUUGUAGUUGUCUCCAUCUUUAAUAUCAGACUCUAUAUCUUCUUUAAUCAAUUUACAAAGGCCGGCAUACCAGUUAUCUAGAUUUUCUUGUUCUCUAAAACAUAAUUGUAUAUCAUUCUUAAUUUUCAGAAGGGUUGAUUGCUGUAAACUGGAGGAUAAGAAGUUAACAGGUAAAAUCCUGCUGACUUUCCUUUUUGUGGAUGAAUUUUGUAAACUCUCCUGAUAAGCUACAUGACAAUGAGCCUCAGUCUUUAUAAGACAUUUUAACCACAGUAAAGAAUGAUCUGGGACUCUGCUUCUUUCUCCAAUCAAAUCCAUAUAAUUUGCCAUUUUAAUUAAUUGAAUUAAAACUUGAAACUAAAACUUACAGCUAGCUAAGUUAGCUUUAAUUGAUACCAUUAGCUUUUCCCAAACGAUAAAAAAAAUCAACUGGGAAGUACAAACAGUGAGUGUAAUGAAGAAUUAAUUAUUUCAGGCUUAGUAAAAAUAUAAGCAGUGAGUGUUAUAAAGACUUAUUUCAUUCAGACUUACCAGAAAUACUGUAGGCUACGAUCACCGGAGACCUCCGUUGACCGCAGCAGUAGGUUCAGCUUUGAAUGUCGGCGUGUGAUUGGUAGUCUGCGGUCAAGAAUCCCACGUUUCCAAUUGGUAAUCUACAGUCAAACGGAGCAAUUUAAUUGGGGGAGUCUACGGUCAGUCGACGAAUCAGAACGCGUAACUGAACGUACACUUUGCAGGUUCAGCUUUGAAUGUCGGCGUGUGAUUGGUAGGCGGUCGGCGAAUCCUACGUUUCCAAUUGGUAGUCUAAAGUCAAACGGAGCGAUUUAAUUGGGGGAGACUACGGUCAGUCGACGAAUCAGAACGCGUAACUGAACGUACACUUUGCACAACGAUAGACUCAACUUCUGCUUUUAACAAAGCAACAGAACACAGAGUUCCUUUCAAAACAAUCCUUUGGAGAGGUAAGUCGCACUUUACAGCAGAGCUGAAACUACUUUUUUACUCAACUCUUUCUCUUAAGUAGAGCCGUAUUUUGUUGGGGAAGGAGUACAUUUACGAGGACACUUUAAAUUGACCAAGAAGUAAUUUCUAUACUCUUUGAAUUGACUAAGAGGUUUGCAGUCCCUGCACUUGUGACUUUCUGCAGCUUCUAUCACAGAUCACAUGUGAAUUAAAGAUUAUUUCUCAAACGUAUGACUAAAUAAGUCCUGUUUUAAAAUUAUCUGUGGGUUGUUGAUCUAAAACAAAAAUGUCUAGUUUAUUUAAGUUAAGUUAGAAGGUUUAGUUAAGUGAAAUAACUUGCUUAGUGUGCUGCUUGAAACAAUAAUGUGAUUAUCAGUGAAGUAAUUGCUGUGUGUGUUUGUACUUGCAGUUUCACAAACGCCAGUAUACAACAAAAAAUCAUUGAGAAAAUGUUUAGAUCCAUUUUUGGACAAAACUUCUUUACAAGACCUCGGUCUUCAGGAGAUAUGGACUCUUCUUCAAAGAAGUCCAAACAAAGGAGUGAGAGACCUUCGUCUCCUGAAGACCUCAACCCUCCCACCAUCUUGAGGGAGCACGGACGAAGGGGUGAGAGACCUUUGUCUAGUGGAGGCACCAACCCUUCUAACAUCGUGAAGGAGCGCAGAGAAAGGGGUGAGGGCUCUUUGUCUUGUGCAGAACACAAGCCCUCUACCACCAGGCAGCAAGCAUGGAGGGGUGAGAGCCCUUCGUCGUCAUCUUCUGAAGAUGACCAGCGUUGUACCACCAGGCUGCGAGUUCGAAGGUUUGAGAGCCCUUCCUUUUCAUCCUCUGAAGACAAGCAGCCUACUACUCGGAGGCGGCAGCAAGCAUGGAGGGGUGAGAGCCCUUCGUCGUCAUCUUCUGAAGAUGACCAGCGUUCUACCUUAAGGCAGCAAGUACGAAGGGAUGUGAGCUCUCUGUUCAUUGUGGGCACCAACCCUUCUGCCAUCAUGAAGGAGAGCAGGCAAAGGGGAGAGAGCUCUUUGUCUUCCUCUUCUGAAGAGGAUGAGCCUUCUACCAUCAAGCAGCGAGUACGAAGGUUUGAGAGCCCUUCCUCUUCAUCCUCCGAAGACAAGCAGCCUACUACUCCAAGGCGGCAGCAAGCAUGGAGAGGUGAGAGCCCUUCGUCAUCAUCUUCUGAAGAUGACCAGCGUUGUACCACCAGGCUGCGAGUACGAAGGGAUGUGAGCUCUUUGUUCUUCGUAGGCACAAACAUGAAGGAGCGCAGGCGAAAGGGUGAGAGCCCUUUGUCUUGUGCAGAAAACAUGCCCUCUACCACUAGUGCAAGAAAGGAGACGGAGAUCAUUGAAAGAGAAAAGCAGCGUUUGGAGGAGGGUUUAAAAAGAGAAAGAGAGAGGUGUGAAAAGAUGAAGAGAAAGAACCAGAAGAAGGAGAGGAAAACGUUUAGUCUGCGUUCACGAAUGUACAUUUGGUGGCUCAAUGGCAAGAUAGACAACAUUGCCAGGGACAUCCAAUCAACCGUGGUGGAUGAGAGUUACCGCCUCCGUCAUGAUCCCCUCAGAAAUCCAGAGAAAAUGGCAGAAAAAGAACGUCUGCUUGACCUAAGGAGGGAGCUGGUCAUGUACAAACGCAGACAAGAAUUUAAGGUGGAGAGGGAAGUGAGGAAGCAAUGACUGAAGGCAUUGGAGCGCAGGUGAAAGGUUGAGAACCCUUUGUCUUGUUCAGAAAACACGCCCUGUACCACCAGGCAGCAAGAACAAAGGGCUGAGAGACCUUCCUCUUCGUCUUCUGAAGACAACGAGCCUUCUACCACAAGGAGGCCGCAACAAGGAAGUCCUUUGUCCUUCGUAGACAUCAACCUUUCUACCACCUUUAGGCAGAAUGGAGGAAUUGGUAAGAACCAUUUGCCCUGCAUUGACAUUGACCAGCCUAGCAUCUGGUGGUAGCACGUACGAAGGGGAGAGAGACCUUUGUCUCGUGGAGAUUUCAACUCUUCAAACACCUUGAGGCAGAUUGGACGAAGUUGUGACAGCCCUUCCUCUACAUCUUUGUCUUCUGAAGACGACGAGCCUUCUACCACAAGGAGGCAGUAAGAAAGAAGGGCUAAUAGCCCUUUAUCUGUCAAUCUGAGUGCAAGAAAGGAGAGGGAGUUCAUUGAAAGAGAAAAGCAGCAUUUGGAGGAGGAGGGUUUAAAAAAAGAAAGAGAGAGGUGUGAAAAGAUGAAGAGAAAGAACCAGGAGAAGGAGAGGAAAAUGUUUAGUGUGCGUUCAAGAAUGUACAUUUGGUGGCUCAAUGGCAAGAUAGACAACAUUGCCAGGGACAUCCAAUCGACCUUUGUGGAUGAGAGUUACCGCCUCCGUCAUGAUCCCCUCAGAAAUCCAGAGAAAAUGGCAGAAAAAGAACGUCUGCUUGACCGAAAGGAGGGAGCUGGUCAUGUACAAACGCAGACAAGAAUUUAAGGUGGAGAGGGAAGUGAGGAAGCAAAGACUGAAGCUAGAGAGGAAGGAAAUAAAUGCGAAGAAGAUGGAGAAUAUCUUUGAGUUAUGCAGCAACUCAGAAUACCCAGCUAUGUUAAAUUUUUUCUACGGACCAAUGCCAGUCAGGUCACAUAUAUAUAAAAUGGCACCAAAUAGAGAGAGGUAAUUGAGGGAGACGGCAAACAUUUCAGAUUUGGUAGAGCGGGCGCCCAUAUAUAGAGGUUUACUCCUCGACGCAGCGGGCCUGGGUUCA
Perca flavescens (yellow perch) is the source of this 4278-nucleotide messenger RNA. RefSeq names its product splicing regulatory glutamine/lysine-rich protein 1-like. The record is from RefSeq and is a predicted model, not a curated record. Bases 1998 to 3221 code for a protein of 407 amino acids. The transcript has 3 exons. Lineage: Eukaryota; Metazoa; Chordata; Actinopteri; Perciformes; Percidae.